Messenger RNA from Momordica charantia (bitter melon), 1768 nucleotides. RefSeq names its product cyclase-associated protein 1. Gene Ontology annotation, cellular component: cytoplasm. NCBI's taxonomy places the organism in Eukaryota, Viridiplantae, Streptophyta, Magnoliopsida, Cucurbitales, Cucurbitaceae. Gene Ontology annotation, biological process: actin filament organization; cytoskeleton organization. Gene Ontology annotation, molecular function: actin binding; adenylate cyclase binding. The record is from RefSeq and is a predicted model, not a curated record.
AAGAAAAUCAAGGAAGAAGAAAGAACAACAACAAAAUCCGAAGCGAACGCGAUGAUUCGGAAUCAUUGAAAUGGAAUAGCCACUUCUCCACUACAUUUCUCCGUAGAGAUCUGAUCUGAGAGUGAGCGUUACGGUUGCUGUUCUGGAUAUGGAGGAGAAAUUGGUGCAACGCCUUGAAUUCGCUGUGUCUCGGCUCGAGGCAUUGUCGGUAGGGUUCACCACUGGCGGUGGCGGCGUCUCCUCGAGAAGUGUUGACAAUGCGGCGUCGGACCCUUCGAUUUUGGCUUUCCAGGAUCUGAUGAGGAAUUACGUUCAGAAGGUUUCGGAUGCUGCGGAGAAGAUUGGAGGUCAGGUCCUGGAGGCCUCGAGGAUUGUGGAAGAAGCUUUUUCCGUUCAGAAGGAGCUUCUUGUCAAGAUCAAGCAAACGCAGAAACCUGAUAUGGCGGGGUUGGCUGAAUUUCUCAAGCCGUUGAACGAAGUGAUUCUGAAGGCAAACACAUUGACUGCRGGGAGAAGAUCUGAGUUUUUUAACCAUUUGAAGACUAUUGCUGAUGCUCUCUCAGCCCUAGCCUGGAUUGCAUAUACGGGCAAAGGGUGUGGUAUGAGCAUGCCCAUAGCUCAUGUAGAGGAAAGCUGGCAAACGGCUGAGUUUUACGGCAACAAGAUUCUUGUGGAGUUCAAAAACAAAGAUCAAAACCAUGUUGAGUGGGCCAAGGCUGUGAAGGAACUAUUCUCUCAAGGUUUGAGGGAUUAUAUUAAAAAUUUUUAUCCUUUGGGACCAGUUUGGAACCCUGCUUGCAAAAGAACUCCAGAUACUUCAACGAAAUCUUCUGCCCCAAGUGCUCCCGCUCCCCCACCUCCCUCAGCUCCCCUCUUUAGCACUGAUUCUUCUCAAGCAUCACCACGACCAAAAGAAGGGAUGGCUGCUGUGUUUCAGGAAAUUAGCUCAGGGAAAUCUGUAACUCAAGGCUUGAGGAAAGUUACUGAUGAUAUGAAGACGAAAAACCGUGCCGAGAGAACUGGCAUUGUCAAUGCCACUGAAAUAAGUCAUAGAAAUUUGCGUUCUCCAUCGAAGUCAGUUGCUGCUCCCAAACCCAAAUUCGAGCUUCAAAUGGGUCGGAAGUGGGCCGUUGAGAACCAAAUUGGAAAAAAGGACUUGGUUAUAUCAGACUGUGAUGCAAAACAGUCGGUGUACAUUUUUGGAUGUAAAGAUUCUGUUUUGCAGGUUCAAGGAAAGGUCAAUAACAUAACAGUUGACAAAUGCACUAAGACCGGGGUUGUAUUCACUGAUGUUGUGGCUGCAUGUGAGGUUGUAAACUGCAACGGCAUUGAGAUUCAAUGUCAGGGAUCGGCCCCAACUAUUUCGGUGGAUAAUACGGCUGGCUGUCAAUUGUAUUUAAGCAACAAUUCUCUGAAGUCAUCUAUAACGACUGCCAAAUCAAGUGAAACCAAUGUUUUGGUGCGAGGAAAUGAUCCAGAUGGUGAUUGGGUGGAGCAUGCGUUACCCCAGCAGUACAUUCACAUAGUAAAGGAUGGUCAUAUUGAAACAACUCCAGUUUCUCACUCUGGUGCCUAAUUUAGUUUGACUUCUGGUGAUCAACACAUAUCUGAGCCAUUAAUUUUUGCUUCAUAAUCAUUAUUUAAUUUUUUAUACAGUUGAUUGAGAUGGCAAUGGCAUUUCUUUCAAUUUCUUCUUUUGACACUUGAUUGUGACUUCUAGAUAUCUUCUACCUUUCUUUUAUAAAAUAUUUCUGCUGCAGUUUGACAA